Molecule: messenger RNA, 1471 nt
Organism: Mytilus californianus (California mussel)
Lineage: Eukaryota; Metazoa; Mollusca; Bivalvia; Mytilida; Mytilidae
Exons: 3
Coding region: 52-957 (301 amino acids)
Source: RefSeq, a predicted model, not a curated record
AAUUCACAUGAAUCAAGAAGUAAAAGUUCAACAAUACGAAUUUCAGCGCCAAUGACUGUUACCAUUUCAGAAUCUCUAAAUACAUCACCAAAAGGAUCUCAGCACCAUGAUAGCACAGGUAGUUAUACUACUGAAAGUAAAAUAACUACACAAUCGAACCAAACAUAUCAACGACAGACAAGUGUUGGGCCAUCUAAUUCAAGUCUAGACAAUAUUUACAACUCGCAAAUACAUGUAGUAACUACAUCCCUGGUGCGAUCUAGCACAAAGAAGAAUUCAAAAACAACAAGGUUUCAUACACCUUCUAUGAUAUAUAGUUCUUUGCAUACCUACGCAACUGUACUUAAUGAAAUGAAUAUUUUGGAAAGUACAACUGGGAUUUCUGAAGCACCAUUAGAUAGUCAUUCGAAAAUAGGUUUAAUUGUUGGUUCGUUAGUCGCAGCGAUUGUUAUUGUUGUGGCUGUUGGCUUGAUUGUUUUUUGCCGCUUAAGGCGAUGGGGACCAUUUAAGAUGAUGAAAUUUGUUGAUGAUAAUCAAAGUAACGAGCUUGCUGAAAUAUCGAAAUAUCAAGAUUCCAACCAUGCAUCGUGUGAUGUUCAUAAUACCAUGCACGGUAUGCAUACAACCAGUGAUGAUAAUACAAAGUUUGGACUUUUAGACGUUUCUCCCGACAAUUCAAACAACAUCCGAAAUAAUGAGUAUGCGGUCGUGGUAAAGAAUAACCAAUCAGGUAAUCAGGUGGUUGAGCAGAAUUGUGGCACGAAUGGAGAAUUUUCCGACGAUCCUCUGGAGAGUGAAUACGAUAGGCUUAAUCAUGUGAGGCCUCGAAGUGGUAAAGAUUCAAGUAACAUAUAUGACAGUGCUCUAGGUUUUCGUGAAGAGUGCGAUGCAACAUACAAUACGACAGUUUGUAGAGGAAUCGACAAGGGAGAUGACUCUGUGUAUGAUCAUACCUAAAACACACUUAUCAAUCUCAUGCAUCUCAACAAUCAACAGUGCAUACUGUACGCUAUUUGUUUGUUUGUUGAUUAUUGCUAUUUUCUCCUUCUGUCUUCUAGACCCAACAAAAUGCAAUAUGCAUACAUGGUUAUAAUUUAAUUGAAAAUUGUUAGGGUUUUUAUGUGCUUUGUAUCGAUGUGAUGAGUUAAUUCCAUUUCAACUGAUUUCGCAACCUGUCUAAACUUGGGACGAAUAAGGAAAGUAUGGGUGGGAUUUACAGAAUAGAGUAUAAUGGCUCAAUGAUACAAUAAAAUUGGGCAAAAAGUUAGAGAAUAAAGAAUAACAGAGUUUGAAAUAUAAAGCUAAGAGAAUGAUAGGAAAACAAUAUGAAGAAAAGAGAAAAUGGUUUUAAAAAUUAAAGAAUACAGGAAUGAAGGAAUCCCUUCCAGACCCUCUUUUUGGGCUCGACGAAAAAUUUAGUAAUUGGGCUAUUGCAUUUAUACCAUCGUAUGUUGAAUCCUGAUGGCCGAAU